UCGAUGAAUUAAAAUUACGUCAAGACAUAAUAAUAAUUCAAGAAUUUUUAUUCCGUAUUGUCAUUCAUUAAAAUGGUUAGCGAAGUGGAAACUCAACCGGAUCAUACAAGAGACGCAUGAUUCCUUCGAGGAUGCCUGCGCAGUCAAAGAUCUAGUGUUACUAUAUGUGCAGGAAAAUAAAAUCACAUAUGACGUAGUGUACAAACAACCUGGCGAAUGUUGGAACAUUGGAAUGGAAAAUACUCUUUUUAACACCUAAAUUCGCAUAAAGAGGAAGAACCUCUACGAAAGAUCAUAUCAUGUGAUCUAAUUAAAAAUUAAUAAAAAAUAAUGAAGAGCGACUCUCGAAAUUGCGCGAUGAUUAAUAACAUAAUAUAUCCGUCCCAGAAAACCGCCAUUGCAAAAGAAAAAGAUGACAACAAUGAUAGCGGUUACAUAACCGAUAGUUCUUUCGAAGACGAGCAGGAGAAUUUGUCGGAAAAAAAACAAGCGGACGUGUACCAGAUGCCAAAUGAUAUAUUAUGUCGACGAGACUGGCGAGUACUUGAAGAAGGACUGUUGCUCUUAUCAUUGGGGCAAAUUGCAUGACAGAAGAUACAACGAAGAACAAUACUGGACAUGCUGUAACAAAUUGAAAUUGUCAUUGGGCUGCACGAAGGCGAACGGACAUGUGUGGAACGGCUUUACGAAACCUGGAAUAAACGGACCCUUCGCGGGUUACGUAUAUACCGAAUCGUCUAAAGAUAAACAGAAUCACACCGUCUAUGCUCUGGAUUGCGAGAUGUGCUACACGCGACAUGGUUUCGAGCUCAUCAAAGUCACCGUUGUAAAUUUGUGUGGCAAAAUAGUAUACAACAAGUUCGUCAAGCCGAGCAGCGAAAUCAUCGAUUACAAUACUCGAUUCAGCGGCAUUACGGAACAGGAUUUGUUGGAUGUCACCACGACCUUCGAAGAUGUUCAGAAAGAACUGAAGACCAUAAUCUACGCUGAGACGAUUAUAUUCGGUCAUAAUCUAGGCAGCGACUUCAGAAUGCUGCGCUUGUUCCACGAUAAAAUCAUCGAUACUUCCGUGCUGUUCCCACAUAGUAAACCGUUUCCGUAUUGUCAUUCAUUAAAAUGGUUAGCGAAGUGGAAACUCAACCGGAUCAUACAAGAGACGCAUGAUUCCUUCGAGGAUGCCUGCGCAGUCAAAGAUCUAGUGUUACUAUAUGUGCAGGAAAAUAAAAUCACAUAUGACGUAGUGUACAAACAACCUGGCGAAUGUUGGAACAUUGGAAUGGAAAAUACUCUUUUUAACACCUAAAUUCGCAUAAAGAGGAAGAACUUCUAUGAAAGAUCAUAUCAUGUGAUCUAAUUAAAAAUUAAUAAAAAAUAAUGAAGAGCGCGUAACAGCAUUAAUUUGUAUGAGAUAAAGAUGAAUGUAGGAACGCGCGCUACAUUCUUAUAAAGUCUGAACGCAAUUUCAGUAAGAACGAAAGCAAUGGUCUCAAUAUUGGCAGCGCAUCAUUACCAGGAAUCAGCGGGAAUGAUUCAACUUCUAGCGCCGAGACAUAUUAAAGUAAAAUUACAAAGUGUCGAGACAUAAUAAAACUUCGAUGAAUUACUAUUACCUCGAGACAUAAUAAAAAUUCGAUGAAUUAAAAUUAUGUCGAGAGAUAAUAA
Molecule: messenger RNA, 1662 nt
Organism: Nylanderia fulva
Lineage: Eukaryota; Metazoa; Arthropoda; Insecta; Hymenoptera; Formicidae
Source: RefSeq, a predicted model, not a curated record